AUGAACCCAUCAUGCAGCACAUCAUGGCACAAUCCCGCGCUUGGGCAGCCAUCUGGAGCCUGUCGGGAAGCAGAACUGACCAGACACUCAGACAUUCGAGGCUUGUUGGUAGGUGUGGGAGGGGCAAUGUGGGCGGGCAGGCGGCAAGACACUGAGACACCAGGCCAUUUUGCGACUCAAGACCCUGGUACAGAACAAAGUGGGAUUUCUUCAAUGCCUCACCACCGUUGGCUCGAGUUGCCUCCAUCACACCCAGCGUGGCAGCCCACCGGCUUAUAUGAAAUCUGCAUUCCCGUACUGCUUAUUUUUUACUGCGUUGCCUCUGCCAUGUUAUGGCAAUGGUUGGGACCGAUGGUGUCAAAUGCAGGCGGAUACAGCGGCAGGCCAGAGAGUAAGGAGGUCCUUCCCUGGACGGACCAGUCCAGAGACCCGUCAGUCGCCAACCCAGAGUUGUCGAUGGCUCCACGGAACUGCAAGGUCCCCUGGAGGAUUCUCACGUUCUGCUGCUACUGUAGCUCUAAAACGUGCGUCAAGUCAUCUCUAUCCCGUACUUCGGAGCUGGGUCUCGACGUCUCUAAAACACUGGCCCGGGCUAGUGCUGGGCUGUGGCCCGUUUGGGUCCUCUUGUUGUUCUCCGUUGCUGAUCCCAGCCACUCUGCAUCUGACCUUAGCUACCUAAGGCACGUUGGGAACUCUGGGUACUUGGCUUUACUAGUGUAG
Molecule: messenger RNA, 720 nt
Organism: Colletotrichum paranaense
Lineage: Eukaryota; Fungi; Ascomycota; Sordariomycetes; Glomerellales; Glomerellaceae
Exons: 3
Coding region: 1-720 (239 amino acids)
Source: RefSeq, a predicted model, not a curated record